AUGAGAACUUCAACCAUUUACGAUUUGCUGACGACAGUGCUGAUUAGUAAGAAUCAUGACGAUCUCUACUCCAUGAUUCAAACUUUAGACCAAGAGUGCCGGAAAUGUGGUCUAGAUAUGAACCAAAGCAAGACAUGUAUAAUUACGAACAGUGUAGAGAUUCCUACGGUCAUCCAAUCUCAAACAAUAAACUAUGUCAAUGAGUACAUAUAUCUUGGGCAAAGCAAAUCUUUUGAGGUUCACACAAUCAUAGAAGUGGAGCGACCAAUUAAGGUCGCUUGGAGCAAAUAUUGGGCAUUGAAACAUAUUUUUAAAUCAAAAAUACCCUUAGCUAUAAAAAAGAAGGCAAUGGACACCACAAUAUUGCCAACACUGUUAGCGGCUGAGCGAAGUAUGCUUGGCUUGAGAUUAAGUGACCGCCAAAGAAACGCAGCAUUAAGAAAUAAAACACAGUUAAUAGACGCCUCGGUACUGGCGUGCAAAUGGCGAUGGGCGGGUCAUUUGGCGCGCUCUAAAGAUGGAGCGAGCGAGUCUUGCACUGGAGGCCCCGUGACCAAAGCAGGCCGCGCGCUCGUUGGAGAGACGACAUUGAAGCCUCACAGGGCCCACUUGGACGAGGUUCGCUAA
Pararge aegeria (speckled wood butterfly) is the source of this 627-nucleotide messenger RNA. RefSeq lists its product as uncharacterized. The transcript is spliced from 2 exons. Bases 1 to 627 code for a protein of 208 amino acids. The record is from RefSeq and is a predicted model, not a curated record. NCBI's taxonomy places the organism in Eukaryota, Metazoa, Arthropoda, Insecta, Lepidoptera, Nymphalidae.